UCAGAUGCGAGUGGGCGCCGUCACAAAAGGAAGUGGUGGCGGCGACGGCUGUCAGGGCAGGGCAGGGGGCCUGUGGGGCAGCGCGACGGCGGCGGGGCAGCGGCAGCAGCAGCCUGGGCGGCGGGGGCCGCGCCGCGCCAUGGCCCAGCAGCAGAUGAGCAGCUCACAGAAGGCGCUGAUGCUGGAACUGAAGUCGCUGCAGGAGGAGCCGGUGGAGGGCUUCCGCAUCACCCUGGUUGACGAGUCCGACCUCUACAACUGGGAGGUGGCGAUCUUCGGGCCCCCCAACACCCUCUACGAGGGCGGUUACUUCAAGGCUCACAUUAAAUUUCCUAUUGACUAUCCAUAUUCACCACCUACCUUCAGAUUCCUGACCAAAAUGUGGCACCCCAACAUUUAUGAGAAUGGAGAUGUAUGUAUUUCAAUUCUUCACCCACCUGUAGAUGACCCACAAAGUGGAGAGCUGCCCUCCGAGAGGUGGAACCCUACCCAAAAUGUCAGGACUAUCUUACUGAGUGUAAUCUCUUUGCUUAAUGAGCCCAACACAUUCUCUCCUGCCAACGUGGAUGCAUCAGUCAUGUUCAGGAAAUGGAGGGACAGUAAAGGAAAAGACAAGGAGUAUGCUGAAAUCAUAAGGAAACAGGUUUUGGCUACCAAAGCUGAGGCAGAGAAGGAUGGCGUGAAGGUCCCCACUACACUGGCAGAGUACUGCAUCAAAACUAAAGUGCCUUCCAAUGACAACAGUUCAGAUUUGCUUUAUGACGACUUGUAUGAUGAUGACAUUGAUGAUGAAGACGAGGAGGAAGAGGAUGCCGACUGUUACGAUGAUGAUGAUUCUGGCAAUGAGGAGUCGUGACCUGCUCCCUCUAUGCCCCUAUACUGCCCUGUCAACUCAGGCCAGAAGGGAGCAGUGGUAACCGAGCAGCAGUCCAGCAAAAAAGUAGUGGUGGGAGGGGGGAGUAAAAAAACCUUUGUCUCCUGCUGUGUCCUGUUGUAUGGAUCUGUUUGCUCCUUUUUAUGGACCUCUUAGAGACCCUCCACAGAAUGUCUGAAUUCUUGCAUUCUUAACCCUUUCAUCACUGUAUUAUGAUUUCUUUUUUAAAAAGAAAUUCCCUUUUUCAUUUCUCUACAAAAUGCUCACAGCGAAACAGGUUUGCUUGUGUUUAAAUUCUUGAAUUAAAUACAGUCUUGCAUUGAGAUAUUUAAUGUAUUUAAAGCUGGAACAAACCCAUUGGAAGAUGGAUUUUCAGGAGCUCAAGUGCUGCAUUUACUGGGAAGAAAGAAAUCCGCACAAAGCAAAUUGUCGGGGUUUAGCUGCUCCAUUUACAAUAAUAGCGUGUGUACAUUUGUUUAGCCUUGUGGUGGUGGCUUUUCCUUUAUAAGGUGUGGGUUGGAAAGUGUAAAACUACUGUGUGUUGAGCUUGAUGGGAUGUUACUGAAAGGUACAGAAAUCUGUUUAGCCUGGUCAAAUUAGGAAAUAGCUGGCCCCUGGAUCCCCAGAGGGCACAGUCAGCUUUGUCUCUGAAAAAGGCUUGUGAUAUGAACCCUAAAAUAAACAUUCAACACUUCACGUCUGUACAACUGAGCCCUGGGUUGCAUUAUUGUUUUUCAGACUAGGUUUGGGUUGAAAAAGUUCUGUUUAGCCAUUCUUCUGGGAUCUGCUGCCAGCUGCCCCUCUACUGAGGGAGGAAAACAGAAGUGUAUCCCACUGUCCAGUGGGCCAGCAUUCAUCCUGAACGUCUUUUUGGCAGUGGGAGAGUCUCCUUCUCCAGUGCUUGCUAGUAGCCCUUGUUUCCUCCAGCCCAAGUCCAGUGCUGGCCUGAGCCUUUGUUGCUUAUGUAGGUCACCUGUUGGUAAAUGCAGCUCUGCUGUAGCUCUGUGGGGUUGGCAGAAGAUAAAGCUCCCUGAGGCAGCCAGGCUGUUUCUGUGCCUGCAGUGGCUUCUGGGACACAGGGCAGAGAGAUGGAUGGGUGCUGGGCUCUCUCCUGCCUGGCUGGCUGGGGCACGGGUGGAUGUGUGCAGGUCCACAAAGAGAAGGGUACACAGUGCUUUCAAGAUGAAAGAGAAAGCCAGCAAUCAGGGUUUGACAGCCUGUCUAGGAGUAUGUUUCAGCUGGUGCCUUGAGCUCAGCCUCCUUCAUGUUUUUGGGAACUCUUGGCAGAGCUUAGGGCCCUCAGCACCCUCACCCCAUUGCAGUGUGCUCUUGUUCAGCUGUAGUGCAGUGCCCUGAAUUCACCUUUCACAUGGAUUGGCAGCCAGCCCUGCCCUUCUGUGCUGAGCCCUGGCAGCCCCGGGAGCAGAUCGGAUGUGCUGGCCCUGCUUGGGUGAGACCCUCUGUUCUCACAAGAGGCACUCACCCUGAUAAGAACUGCAGGCUCAGGCAUUUGGUAUAGCUUGGCGAUUUUAAUGAUACAUCACCAGCUGCAGUCCCUCAAGAGGUACUUUGAUGAGAAUAAAUUUUUUUCUGUGAUCAGCUUGGUGGGAAGCAAGGAGCAGGAUGAGAGUGAGCAAGCUUAAAGUGUGUUGCCUGGAGGGAGAGAAGGGGCAGAUAGCCCUUGGUAAGGGGAGGAAGGCCUGUGGGACUCUGAAGUUAUCAGAAUGUUGCUUGGCUGGGUUUUGCUGCAGCAAGGACAGUCCAUGUCCCUCUUCCCCAGCUUGUGCUAGUGUGCCGUCAGCAGAAUGAAGGCAGCCCAAGUGGCAAUACCUUGUCCCCAGUGUGUUCUGUGAUGGUCUGCCCUCCUGCUUGCUUUUUACCUGGGGAGGCAGCUGGAAUCCUCCUGAAGUGUCCCACAAGGGCUCCUUCAGGUCAUCCUUCCAUCAAGGACUAACAGCCCCUGGUGCUUUUUGGAGCCAGCAGCACCCCCGUCCCGUCCCGUCCC
This is a messenger RNA of Catharus ustulatus (Swainson's thrush), 2879 nucleotides long. Its product is annotated as ubiquitin-conjugating enzyme E2 R2-like. The transcript is spliced from 5 exons. The record is from RefSeq and is a predicted model, not a curated record. NCBI's taxonomy places the organism in Eukaryota, Metazoa, Chordata, Aves, Passeriformes, Turdidae. Gene Ontology annotation, biological process: ubiquitin-dependent protein catabolic process; protein polyubiquitination. The coding region runs from base 5 to 856 and encodes 283 amino acids. Gene Ontology annotation, molecular function: ubiquitin conjugating enzyme activity.